Messenger RNA from Lachancea lanzarotensis, 642 nucleotides. It is a transcript of the gene HNT3, whose product is annotated as LALA0S01e04478g1_1. The record is from RefSeq and is a predicted model, not a curated record. The coding region runs from base 1 to 642 and encodes 213 amino acids. Gene Ontology annotation, cellular component: nucleus. Gene Ontology annotation, biological process: double-strand break repair; single strand break repair. NCBI's taxonomy places the organism in Eukaryota, Fungi, Ascomycota, Saccharomycetes, Saccharomycetales, Saccharomycetaceae. Gene Ontology annotation, molecular function: DNA 5'-adenosine monophosphate hydrolase activity; mismatched DNA binding; single-strand break-containing DNA binding. The transcript has a single exon.
AUGAGUUUCAGAGACGCACUCAAAGCGUACCUAGUCAACCCUGGUGACUAUCCAGAAGAUGUUAUUUUCCAUGAUGAAGAGGUUGUCAUAAUAAGAGACCGCUUUCCCAAAAGUCAAUGCCAUUACUUGGUUCUGAUCAGAGACCUUUCAGAAUCAAGGAAGAAGCCAUGGGCUUUGAGCACAGAGAUCAAGCUUAAGCUACAGCCGUACAUCGAGUGGGCGUUGAACCACGCCUUCGAGUCAUUUACAAAAGAAUAUGAAUGGAAAGGGACGAAAGUUGCGCCAUUCGCAAAUAAGGCUCAGUUCCAUAAUAAAAACUACUUCUUCGAGAAUUUCACUAAAGUGGGCAUUCACAGUGUACCUUCGUUGAACAAUCUACACGUUCAUGUCAUGACGAAAGAUUUUCAUUCUGAAAGGCUCAAAAACAAGAAACACUACAACUCUUUCAACACUGAGUUUUUUGUCUCGUGGGACAAACUACCAUUAGAGAGUGUAGAUGUUAAGUACAUGGAGGAGACAGUGAUCAAGAAAAGAGAUUUGAAAUGCUGCUAUUGCAACGAGAACUUCAAAAAUCGGUUUUCACAACUGAAAUUGCACCUUGAUCAUGAAUUUGCGAAAAGAUUCGUUAAAUGCUCUAUGUAA